Exophiala bonariae is the source of this 2403-nucleotide messenger RNA. RefSeq lists its product as uncharacterized. Gene Ontology annotation, biological process: vesicle-mediated transport; intracellular protein transport. Gene Ontology annotation, cellular component: AP-3 adaptor complex; membrane coat. The record is from RefSeq and is a predicted model, not a curated record. NCBI's taxonomy places the organism in Eukaryota, Fungi, Ascomycota, Eurotiomycetes, Chaetothyriales, Herpotrichiellaceae. The transcript is spliced from 2 exons. The coding region runs from base 1 to 2403 and encodes 800 amino acids.
AUGGAUCCUUCCUGGCUACUUCAUACUGACCAUGGAAAAGCACGAGAUCUGACACUCGAGGCGGCCCAGGCCAUCGGUCUGUCGAAAGCGCUGAAAGGGGGAAGCUCUUCAUCUCGCAGUAUUCCUUUCGCAAAGUUGAAAGGUCUCCUCGACAGUCGAAGUGACCGUGAUAUCCUGGAGGGCUUAAGAAAAGUCAUUGCUAUGAUCUAUCAGAAUAAGCCAUGCUUGCCAUACUUCUCCUCGGUGGUGAAAAAUGUCGCCAACCCAAACAUCGAGAUCAAGAAACUGGUUUACAUCUACUUACUCCACUACGCCGAAUCCGACCCUGAUCUGGCUCUACUCUCGGUCAACGCUAUCCAAAAGUCCUUGACGGAUCAGAGCCCACAAGUUCGUGCCCUGGCUCUUCGGACAAUGUCAGGAAUGAGGGUUCCGGUUAUCAGCCAAAUUGUGUCCUUGGCCAUCAAGCGUGGUGCCGGUGACAUGAGCCCUCAUGUUCGAAAAGCUGCUGCCUUGGCGAUACCCAAGUGCUAUAACCUUGACCCAAACACACUACCGCAAUUACUGGAAUAUUUAUCCAUCUUAUUAGGUGACAAGCAGUAUUUCGUAGUUGGACCUGCGGUCCAGACAUUUCUCCAGCUAUGCCCCGAUCGCAUCGACUUGAUUCACAAGCACUACAGGAGUUUGGUGAAAAAGUUGGUCGAUAUGGAUGAAUGGAGCCAACUCGCAACACUGAGACUGCUGUUAUCCUACAGCCGCCAAUGCUUUCCCCAGAAAACUCACAGAGUCACCAAAGUCAAUAAGAAAGGUUUCUACGACGAUGAGCCUGAUGAGGAAGUGGAAACUGGUGACGUAGUCCGAAUCUUGGAUCCAGACUUGGAGCUACUCUUGAAAGCAUGUCAAAGCCUGUUGCAUAGCCGGAGUACCGCUGUCAUCAUCUCAGUGACGAGUUGUUUCCUGUAUCUCGGCACGACAGAAUAUCUCAAGCAAGCUGUGGGACCUUUGAUUGGGCUUUUGCAUAGUCCCCCCGAGAUUGAGGAGGUCGCUUUGUGCAAUAUCGUGCUGAUCUCGCUAUCUGCACCUCAAUUGUUUGUUCCGUACACUUCGCACUUCCUACUCCGGGCACAAGAUCCGCCUCAGAUCUGGAAGCUGAAGAUUGAAAUGUUGACACUAGUCUUUCCUCAUACAGCCCUGCACCUCAAAUCGAUCAUACUGAGCGAAUUGGAGCAUUUCUCCCAUAGCUCCAACAUUGAUCUAAUCCAGGAAUCCGUCAAAGCGAUAGGUCGUUGCGCACAGGCUGAUCCGGACAACGCUCACCGAUGCUUUCGAGUUCUGCUGAAUCAGAUAUCCAGCUUCGAUAAUGUCCUCGUAUCCGAGGUCCUCACGGUAAUCCGACACCUAAUUCAGCAAGAUCCAACCUCUCACAGGAAGACAGUAGUGAGACUGGCACGAAACCUGGACAAAACAACAAGUCCUGAGGCUCGAGCCACCAUCAUCUGGUUGGUUGGCGAGUUUGCGAACCUUGACCCAGACAAUAAUAUCGCACCGGACGUACUCCGGAUCCUUGCCAAAGGCUUUGCUGACGAGAGUGAACCGGCAAAACAACAGAUUGUUCUUCUGGCUGCCAAGGUGUAUCUAUUGUUCUUGCAACAGGUAAUGACCAAGAAGUCGACAGCCACGGACACCAGUUCGACAGAACAAGCUGAGGAUAACAAUGGCUUUCAAGAACCAUCCUCAACCUUUUUGAUACCCGAUGACCACCCUAUCCCAAAACUGUGGAACUACAUCCAACUCCUCGCGCGCUACGAUACCUCAUACGACCUGCGCGAUCGCGCCAGACUUUUCAAAGCACUUCUCGCCAACCCCGACUCCACACAACUAGCAUCACUCCUCCUUCUUGCACCGAAACCCGUCCCACAUGCCCCCUCCCCCUCAGAGUCACGUAAAGGUCUCUUGAUCGGCAGCACAACCCUCGUCUUAGGAAAGGACACAGCCGGGAUUCUCGGCCUCCCCGGGUACGAGGGAAUGCCUGAGUGGGUUCAAGAGGGACAGGAGCCCGACCUGAAAUUGCGAGAUGCUGUUGAUGGGGCGGAGAAAGCGGAGUACGUAUCUGUUGCGAACAGGACUGCGACGACCGUCGCGGCGAGUCGCAGGCUUGACGAGGCUGUAAGAGAACAGGGUUUGGAGAAAGUCGUUGCUGCUGGAUCUACCAAAAAUGCAAAACCACGUACUCUCGAUGAUUGGUUGGCGGAAAGUGAGGAGGAAGAGGAAACCGAGGAGGAAAGUGAAAGUGAAGAGGACGAGGAAGAGGAAGAGGGAUCUACGGAUGAAGAAGGCGAAAGCGACGAGGGCGAAACGGAAGAUAGCGAGGAUGAGAAGGCGGUCCGUAGAGGUCUUAUGGCAUAG